AUGAAGAAGAAGUAUGAGGGCAAUGAAAGGGUGAAACGAUCCAUUCUUCAAGCUCUUCGCAAAGAGUUUGAAACUCUUGAGAUGAAAUCUGGUGAAGGUGUCUCUGACUAUUUCUCAAGAGUGAUGUUUGUAGCCAAUAAGACGAGAGUUCAUGGUGAACAAAUGAGAGAUGUUACAAUAGUACAAAAAAUACUUCGAUCAUUGAGUGACAAAUUCAAUUAUGUUGUUUGUUCAAUUGAAGAGUCUAAGGACAUUGACCUCCUAUCGAUUGAUGAACUGCAAAGUUCCUUAAUUGUUCACGAGCAGAAGUUCCAUAGGCACAAAGGAGAAGAGCAGGCACUCAAGGUAAUUCAUGAAGAAAAUGUAGGAGGAAAAGGUCGUGGUCGCUGA
Molecule: messenger RNA, 390 nt
Organism: Vitis vinifera (wine grape)
Lineage: Eukaryota; Viridiplantae; Streptophyta; Magnoliopsida; Vitales; Vitaceae
Exons: 1
Coding region: 1-390 (129 amino acids)
Source: RefSeq, a predicted model, not a curated record